GGCAAUAUGGAACCAAGAAAUCAAACAAGAGUUUCAGAAUUUUUACUCCUGGGAUUUUCCCAAGACUCAGAGGAUAAACCUAUUCUACUUGGGCUGUUCCUGUCUAUGUACCUGGUCACUGUGCUCGGGAACCUGCUCAUCAUCCUGGCCGUGGGAUCUGACUCCCACCUCCACACCCCCAUGUACUUCUUCCUCUCCAACUUGUCCUUUGCAGACAUCUGUUUCACCUCCACCACCAUCCCUAAGAUGCUGGUGAACAUCCGAACACAGUGCAACUCCAUCACCUAUGCCGGCUGCAUUGCCCAGAUGUAUUUUUUUAUGGUUUUUGGGGGCAUGGACACGUUUCUCCUCACUGUGAUGGCCUAUGACCGGUUUGUAGCCAUCUGUCACCCCUUGCACUACCCAGUCAUCAUGAACCCAUGUGUCUGUGUCCUCCUGGUUCUUGUGUCCUGGUUCAUCAGCUUGUCAUACUCCCUGAUCCAAAGUCUCUUGAUGUUGCGGCUGUCCUUCUGCACCAACGGGCUAAUUCCACACUUUUACUGUGAACUUGCUCAGGUCCUCAUGCUUGCCUGCUCAGACACAUCGGUCAAUCAUAUCCUGCUAUAUAUGGUAACUAGCUGUCUUGGCAUUGUUCCCUUCUCUGGGAUCCUUUUCUCUUAUAGCCGAAUUGCCUCCUCAAUCCUGAGAAUCCCAUCAGCCACUGGGAAGUAUAAGACAUUUUCUACCUGUGUAUCUCACCUGUCUGUGGUUUCUUUAUUCUAUGGGACAGGGCUUGGUGUGUACCUCAGUUCUGAUGCAUCUUCUUGGUGGAGAAUGAUCGCCUCAGUGAUGUACACCGUGGUCACCCCAAUGCUGAAUCCCUUCAUCUACAGCCUACGGAACAGGGACAUCAAGAGGGCAUUACAAAAAGUUCUCAGGAGAACACUUUAUGUUCAGGGAUGGGAAACUAGUCCUGAGUUUUUGAGUUGA
Suricata suricatta (meerkat) is the source of this 969-nucleotide messenger RNA. RefSeq names its product olfactory receptor 7D4-like. The record is from RefSeq and is a predicted model, not a curated record. The transcript has a single exon. NCBI's taxonomy places the organism in Eukaryota, Metazoa, Chordata, Mammalia, Carnivora, Herpestidae. Gene Ontology annotation, biological process: G protein-coupled receptor signaling pathway. Gene Ontology annotation, cellular component: membrane. The coding region runs from base 7 to 969 and encodes 320 amino acids. Gene Ontology annotation, molecular function: G protein-coupled receptor activity; olfactory receptor activity.